This is a messenger RNA of Saxophila tyrrhenica, 327 nucleotides long. It is a transcript of the gene MHF1, whose product is annotated as MHF histone-fold complex component. NCBI's taxonomy places the organism in Eukaryota, Fungi, Ascomycota, Dothideomycetes, Mycosphaerellales, Extremaceae. The transcript has a single exon. The record is from RefSeq and is a predicted model, not a curated record. Gene Ontology annotation, cellular component: FANCM-MHF complex. Gene Ontology annotation, molecular function: chromatin binding; protein heterodimerization activity. Gene Ontology annotation, biological process: replication fork processing; resolution of meiotic recombination intermediates. Bases 1 to 327 code for a protein of 108 amino acids.
AUGCCCGGCCUUCAGGGGGACGACAAUACCAAGGAGGAGAAGCUCAAGGCGAGCUUGUGGUACUCGAUCGGUCAGAUGGUUGAUUCUGCCGGGCUAGCGACAGACUCCAACGCCUCACCACACUUUAUCGGAGGGCUAAGUGAGCUGGUAUGGCAACAGAUCCAGACGGCGGCACAAGAUGUGGAAGCAUUCGCGAAGCACGCCGACAGGCGCAUUAUUGCCACCGAAGACGUUGUGCUCCUGGGGCGCCGGAGUGAGGGACUCAAGACGGUGCUGCAGAAUCAAGCGAAGACCGUAUCGAAGCAGAAUGCACCAAACGGUCGAUGA